AUGCGUCUCUCUUCUUUCCUCUUCGGCUUGCUGCCGCUUUUGUCGGUGUCGGUGUCUGCUUCUCCAUCGACACAGCUCCAGUCCAGAGCCCCAUCCACCUUCUCCCGCCGCGUCAUCUUCACCCCGCCAGCAAACUACUCCGACCCGCGCGUCCUGUACGCCCGCUCUGCAGAGCUCUCAGACGGCACGCUCCUCGCAACAUGGGAGAACUACAGCCCCGAGCCCCCGCUAGUCUACUUCCCCAUCUACCAAUCCCGCGACAACGGCUACACCUGGCACGAGCUGUCCCGCGUGCAAGACACACAGAAGAACUGGGGUCUCCGCUACCAACCCUUCCUGUACGUGCUGCCUGAGAAAUUCGGCGGCUUCCCCAAAGGCACCGUGCUCCUCUCCGGCAGCGCAAUCCCCACCGACCUCAGCCAGACCCUCAUCGAGCUGUACGCUUCGACCGACCGCGGCAAGACGUGGAAAUUCGUCUCGCACAUCGCGGCUGGCGGUGAAGCUGUGCCCAACAAUGGACUCACGCCUGUCUGGGAACCCUUCCUCAUGCUGCACAACCAUAAAUUAAUAUGCUACUACUCCGACCAACGCGACAACGCGACCCACGGCCAGAAAAUGGUGCACCAGACCACGCUUGAUGGCAAGACAUGGGGCCCCGUCGUCGACGACGUCGCAUACCCAACCUACACCGACCGCCCGGGCAUGCCCACCGUCGCGCAACUCCCCAACGGAAAAUUCAUAAUGACCUACGAGUACGGCGGCGGCCCCACCUCCAUCUCCGCAUACCAGUUCCCCGUGUACUUUAAAAUCGCCGCCGAUCCCGAGGCCUUCGGCGCAGUGACAGGCGUCCCGCUCGUCGUGUCCGACGGCACGAUUCCCACGGGCUCGCCGUACGUGGUGUGGAGUUCCGUUGGCGGGAAAAACGGUACGCUGAUUGUUAGCUCGUCUGGUGCGGUGGCGGGGACGGGUGGACGGGGGAACGGCACGCAGGUUUAUAUUAAUCAGAAGUUGGGCCAGGGGAAUUGGACGAUUGUUGAUACGCCCGAGGGCGCGAGUUAUACGAGGCAUUUGAGGGUGUUGAGGGAUCAGAAGAGGUUGUUGAUUAUGGGCGGGGGGGUGCUGCCGCCUACUACGGAGAUUAAUAGGGUUACGGUUAGUGUUGUGGAUAUUUCGAGGUGGAGGGCUUGA
Dothidotthia symphoricarpi CBS 119687 is the source of this 1188-nucleotide messenger RNA. RefSeq names its product glycoside hydrolase family 93 protein. The coding region runs from base 1 to 1188 and encodes 395 amino acids. The transcript has a single exon. Lineage: Eukaryota; Fungi; Ascomycota; Dothideomycetes; Pleosporales; Dothidotthiaceae. The record is from RefSeq and is a predicted model, not a curated record.